Molecule: messenger RNA, 1346 nt
Organism: Pseudogymnoascus verrucosus
Lineage: Eukaryota; Fungi; Ascomycota; Leotiomycetes; Thelebolales; Thelebolaceae
Exons: 1
Coding region: 189-1040 (283 amino acids)
Source: RefSeq, a predicted model, not a curated record
CCAGAUUCCCACGAGUCUGCACAAUCUAUAUAAAGCGACGUAUUCGUCGCUAUUUAUUUUGUAGAGAUCAAGCCUUCAAUUACCUCACAGAACGAUCAACUUACCUCGAAGUGAACAUUAUCCACCCGACACUUUCAAGCAAUCCACUCACAGGCACAGAGGUGAUCGGCAACAACCUAACAGCCACAAUGAAACCAACUCAGAUCAUUUCUGCUAUAACAUUCUCGGCGCUCGCAGCGUCUGUCUCCGCAAAGACGGAAUUUCAUGCCAACUACGAAGAUGGCACCCUAAGCUCUGGACACCCGACGACAGGCCCCUUCCGAAUUUGGAUUCCUGGAAUCGAGCCAGGCCUCGCCGUGGCCAAGGACGCCUGUUACAUGGUGAAGGGUGGCGCGCACAACACGAAAUGGGCCGUCGCGAACAAGGUGACCUUGGACGACCCGGCGUACAUCGGCGGCAAUUUCCCUCGCAGCGAAUUCGGCUUCGGGGGCCCAAGAGGCACCUCCUACCAUUCGGGUGACCGCGGCGCAUACAGCUUCAGCAUGCAGUUUCCGGAUCUCGUGCCCUCCGUGAAGGGAGAUCGCCCGGCGCCUAUGGAGGACGUGGUCUGGCAGUUCAAGCAUCACGACGGCGGUCACGAUAUCCAUCUCGCGCUCGUGGGUGUCAAUCUUGUGCUCGGCUGGGGCGGGAAUGUCUAUAAGCAAGUCAUCAUCGACGAUGUCAUGCCGUAUGUAAAUAAGUGGAUGGAUUUUCACUUCGAGGUACUCUGGAAGAACGACACCACGGGCUGGUUCACUCUAGACAUGAAACUGCCCGGAGAACGCAGAUUCGGGCACAAAAUCAAGAAGAAGGGUAUUCAAACGUUCGUGACCGCCAGUCCCGAUGGCACGCUGUGGGGAGAUCAUGGCAUGAUCCAGUACGGAGUGUAUCGCCAUUCGGCUAAUUCUUCAGCUGGCGACACAAAGACGCUCAUCAUCUGGCACGAUGAGGUCACGGCGAUCAACUUCAGCCAGCCGCCCGACCAGAUGCCGCCCGUCUAGUAGGGCAUGCAUCGCUGCAACGGCGGACCAGGGCGCUCUCGAAGCAAAGCUCGCACUUUGCUCACUACGGCCAGCUAAAGAUUUGCCCAUCUUGGGAGCUGGCGACUCUGUUUCUGGCUUCCAUAGGGGGGUGGGGGCAUUGUUAGAGUGUCACAUGAGGAAAAGGGGUAACCGCCGCUGAAGGCACAGGCACCAACAGGCACAGGCUGAUGCCUGCUGUCUUUGUUAGGAGGAUUUCUUUAUUUUGCAUUGGUUCUUUAUUUUUUUGUCGUGCGGUUAGAACUAGAACAUGCAGGAAACCGCGUG